Molecule: messenger RNA, 703 nt
Organism: Hyposmocoma kahamanoa
Lineage: Eukaryota; Metazoa; Arthropoda; Insecta; Lepidoptera; Cosmopterigidae
Product: acanthoscurrin-2-like
Exons: 3
Coding region: 147-614 (155 amino acids)
Source: RefSeq, a predicted model, not a curated record
UUUAGAGUAAUUUAUGACAGGAAGAUUGAUCGAAAGUCCCAAGAAUUGUCCUUUGAGUUAGUCACUCAAGAUGGUUAUCCGAUUACGUCUUUUGUGGGUUAAGUUUAUCAAUUGUAAAUACUGAUAUCAUCUCUUCAGAUUCUAAAAUGAAGUUGUCGGUAAUAAUUUUUGGCGUGAUGGCGGCGUGCGCGGUAUCGUACGCUGUCGAGCAUGGACCCUUAAUUACCGUACUGCAGCCACAAUCAGAGCCAGAGUACGAACAGGUCGCCUUGGUUGACACCUACCCACACGAUAGACAGAAGAGAGGAUUGCUUCUUGGUGCCGCGGCUCUCGGUGCAGCAGCACUCGGAGCUGGAGCCAUCGGUGCUGGUGUCCUCGGCGCAGGCGCAAUCGGCGCGGGCGCAAUCGGCGCAGGUGUGCUCGGUGCUAAAGCUGGUCUGAUCGGAGGAGCGCUGGCAGCCAAGGCCUUCCACGGCAAGAGCUACGGCGGUUACUACGGUAGUGGCUACAGCAGCUAUGGUGGCUAUGGCAGCGGUUACGGCUACUACGGCGGUGGUGGUUACCCUAUUUACAGGAGUUACCCUACCGUGUACGUUGAGGACGAAUGGUAUUGAAUACAGAAGCUUUAAUUAUUGUUACUUAAUUAUAAGAAAUUUCCACGUUAAAAGUGAACGUUACGAACUGAUUGAGGAAAACGUGUAUA